This is a messenger RNA of Sycon ciliatum, 4476 nucleotides long. Its product is annotated as hemicentin-2-like. Lineage: Eukaryota; Metazoa; Porifera; Calcarea; Leucosolenida; Sycettidae. Gene Ontology annotation, molecular function: protein binding. The record is from RefSeq and is a predicted model, not a curated record. The coding region runs from base 1 to 4464 and encodes 1487 amino acids. The transcript is spliced from 25 exons.
AUGGUUUUGCGAGGACUUCACUCCUACCAUCAGGCACGAGCACUCUGCCGAACACAACCUGGUGGUGAUACUUGGCUACCUAGAGUAUAUAAUGAACAGGAGAAUGAUGAGAUUGGUCAGCUAGUCAAAUGGAAUGUGUGGCUGGGAGGAGAUGAUGAGGAAAGAGAUGGAUUCUCUGGUGCAGUUAGUGAGCACGUGAUGAAGAAUGAAGGUGUGUUUCGAUGGAGAGAUACAGGACAUAACAUCACUUACAGCAACUGGCUGUAUGGUGAGCCGAAUGAUCUAUAUGACGAGGACUGCAUCGGACUAUUCUAUAGCAGAAAUUCAACGAAUGUGUGGAAUGAUUUUGAUUGCACUACCGAUGUCAUGUUUGUGCUAUGCGUAAGAGGGAAACCUCAUUUGUACUCGACGAAGCUGAAUUUCACGAUCCAACAGUAUCACGAUGUUUCACUUGGUUUCACGUCGGACACUCGGAUUAAUCCAGCGCUGGUGCCACAUGAUAUUGUGUGGCACGGGCCAAAGGGACAGAUAACAAAUGGUUCCUCCGGAACAUUUUCGAUUUCAGCGGCUGGAAACAUGCUGUCCAUAUCUGAUGUAAAAUGGUGGGAGCAAGGCACCUACACAGCGAAUGCAAGCACUAAGGCCGGCUGGGAUGUAUUAUCCUUCUAUUUGUCAGUGCUAGUUCCCGUCAGCUAUGGAAGAGCAGCCGAUGAUGUACAAUCCUCAGAAACAUCCACAGCAGGGUUCUACUGUGAUGUGUUUGGCAUUCCUACUCCACGGAUUUCUUGGUUUCACAAUCUACAGCCAAUCAGCGCCUCACCUUCCGCACUGACAGGGAGGUUGCAGGUAUCGCCAGGCAAUUUCAAUUUGUCCAUUCAGAACCUGAUGUACAGCGACAGAGGCGUGUACCAUUGUGAAGCAGAUAAUCACGAUCCCCUCUUGACGUCAGGGUCGAAUGUCACAGGGCCGCACAUGUUUCUUGAUAUCUACGUCGCUCCCCGCUUUUCGCCAGGUCUGCAAAAUCAGACAGUGACGGAAGACAGUUCAAUAGUACUUGUGUGUGGUGUGUAUGGAUAUCCUGCGCCUAAUGUAUCUUGGCUUCACAACGGAGGCCCCCUUCAUCCUGGUUUGGCACAAACAGCAUUGGUGUCGAGUGGCAACCAGAGUUUUCCUGAUAGCUACCGGAGCACCCUAACACUUCCACUGGCAAGGUUCACAGACCGAGGCAUAUACACAUGUAGCGGAAGCAUUUCAAAGAACGGAUUCACUGGUAAUGAACUGCUGAGCGACAUUGCAAAUUCAUCGGCAUUCAUCACUGUGUACAUGCGUCCCAGGCUGCAGUAUAUCACAGGGCAGCACGAGGUGGUGUUACCAGACCAGAUCAACGUGACGUGUGGCUACAGUGGUUUCCCAUCACCCAUAUUGACCAUCACUGCACCUGGUUUGACCAGUCAAGAGGUGAUCUCCAUGAGUACAACAGAUACAGGAACUCUACCAAGUCAGCUUCACUACAAAAUUACGUCACUGAUCAUUUCGCGGUCCUCACGCUCAAACAACGGCACAUAUACCUGCACUGCCACGACGCCUGCAGCUACAAUGAGCACUCAAACAUCUGUGACUGUCUUAGAGGUACCUGAUGCUCCGCUGGCCCCUUCACUAUCCAAAAACGUGGCAUUCCUUGUCGACAUCGCCUGGCGACUGCCACUAGAGAACAACGCUCCCAUCGAUAACUACACCGUACUGUUUUCCUAUGAGACUUGUCUGAAGAAACGAAUCACAAAUACAACGGUGCUGCCUCCAUACAUACUUCGGACAAGCAUACCUGUGAAUGCAAACCAUACAUAUAGCAUAUACGUACGAGCAGCAAAUCGCAUUGGCUUUGGACCUUAUAGCUCGGCGCUCGACGUGGAAACCGUACAAUUCGCGCCAUUUGGAGCACCGCCGAGUGUGAAAGCCAUUGCAGCUACUCCAAGCACUAUCAAUUUCACUUGGGCCGAUGUGGCAUGCAGUGAGAAAAAUGGAUUAUUGGUCAAGUUCGAAGCUUCAUAUUACUUGCAGACCAAGAUUCCCGGCUCAACUGCUUCACCAACAGCCAUGGCAGGUAGUGUGGUGGUCCCGUCAAACACAUUCUAUAUCGUCAUCACUGGCUUACUGCCCAGCACGUGGUACUUGUUUGAUGUGAGAGCAUGGACGUCUGUCGGCCCCGGCCCAUUUAGCAAAGCAAUAUCUCAAAGGACGCUAACUCCAGAUAACCGUUUGCCACCGAGAGCUGUUGCUUUGUACCAACAUGUAAUUGGCGUACAACACCGAGCGCUGACACUAGCUGUGAAACUGCUCAAUCCUGGAAUACCUGCCGUCGAAUUAACGGGAAUAACGUGGAGCAAGGUUGGCCAAACAUCAUGGUUAGCCGCUAACAAAAGGUACCUUUCCUCAGAUUACCUCAAUCUGACCAUACCGGCCGUGAUCUACCGGGUUGCAGGACAAUACUUUGUGGAACUUGGCAACUCGGCUGGAAAAGUGAAAGUCAACUUCACCGUUCAGUAUCAAGAGCCUGCAUCAGUGACACAGCCCCUGAAAGGUGUGUCAGUUAACCAAGGGGGCACUGCGAUCUUCUCAUGUAUCGCUCAUGGCAACCCCGUGCCUAUAGUAACUUUCUAUCACAACACAUCCCAGCUGACCUCUGCACUCUACACAAUGUCAUCAUAUGUGGAUUUGGCUACCGUGCAGAGGGGAGUCUAUGCUACUAUUUCCACGUUAACGCUUACAAAUGUGAGCAACAAUGCCAGCCAAGGAACAUAUUCAUGUGAGGCCAGCAACAUAUACUCACCAAGUGUCAAGUCGUCAGCAAGCCUGGACGUCCAUGUUCCGCCAAGACAACUGUCACCCCCCACGGAUGUUGUCAGCAAUCGUGGUGGGACAGUGCAGUUUGUUUGUCACAUGUACGGCAUAACCACUCCACGCCUCACCUGGUUACACGAUGGAAAGGAUAUCAAGACAAGUCAGGCCUUCCUGUCAAAUAGAGUGCAUCUCUCCAAGAGUGCGUCAAUCUUGAACAUCACCAAUGUCGAGUACAUUGACCGUGGUGACUAUCGCUGUUUUGCUGACAACACUAACCCCAGCAAAACCUGGGGAGGAACCGUGACAGGCACUCCAGCGACUUUGACAGUGUACGUUCUACCGAGUGGUGCUCCUGCCAAAGCCGUACAAGUGGGACUGAGAGGAGAUCAAGUUACCUUGAAAGCGGUACUAACUCACCAAGGGCACCCACCUGUUCCUUACUCCAACAUCACAUGGUCCAAGAAAUUUGACUCCCACUGGAGUGCGCUGUCUCCGCUAUACUCUCUUUCUGCUAGUGGACACUCACUGACGUUUUUCCAAAUGGAUCACAAUGACGCAGGCGAUUACACUGUCAAAUUAGGAAAUCUAGCUGGUGAGAUUCGCCUGGACUUCACUCUCACAUAUGCAGAACGGCCGGAGAUUGUCACACCUCCGUCUACACAGCGUGUAAAUCAGGGCACUGACGUCAUUCUGUAUUGCGUGGCCAGUGGAUUACCAACACCUAAUGUCUACUGGAUGUACAACAGCAGUAGUGGCCAUACUCUGCAAUACGUGAACGUGGAGCAGCCCAAUACUGCCGUCAACCUACGCGGAAGUUUCGUAGUCAACUCCACUCUCACAAUCCCAUCAGUACAGAAUGACGCACACCAGGGCAACUACACAUGCGUGGUGGAGAACAUACACAAACCAGAUGCCCAGGCCACUGCAUAUGUUCAUAUAUAUGUUCCUGUCGUACAACUUCUGGUGACGGCAAACCAAUCAGUUUUAGCCGGCAAUACUGCUGUUCUAAAGUGCCAUGUCUAUGGAGUACCCACACCAACUGUGGACUGGUACAAGAGUGGAUUGCUGCUUCAGAAAGACGAUUUGGUGGGAAGAGUGUCGUUCUACCGAGGUGAUGCUAUACUGACCAUCUACGGCACAGAGGUGACGGAUACAGACACCUAUCACUGUGUAGCUAGUAACCAAGACAUGUAUGCUGGUGGUAUAGCUACUGGGAAUCCAGCAACUCUCGACGUGCACAUGUCGCCUUUUAUCAAUCCUCCAAUACCAGAGACAUUGCUAUCCUUCGAAGGAUCAGCCUUGACUGUUCCAUGCAUCUUUACUGGACACCCGUCGCCCACGGCUAAUUGGUGUUAUCAACAGGGCAGUCAGUGCACCAAGGCAGUUCCACAGUGUCCCGGUGUUGCGAUCGUGGCGGUGGAUGCAAACACAGUCUUGCUGACAAUCGAAUCCGUGCAGCUUUGCCACACCGGAAACUACAUUUGCACAGUACAGAAUCCAAUCGGUCUCGUCACGUCACAAAUUCAACUUACAGUUCAAGGCAAGUAUUCGGUACAUGUGUGGGAUGAGAGUUUACUGUCUUCACACUGCACUCCAGGAGAAGUAAGUACAAAUGCCGCUUGUUGAAAUCAGAUCCCC